This is a messenger RNA of Emiliania huxleyi CCMP1516, 3192 nucleotides long. RefSeq lists its product as hypothetical. The transcript is spliced from 11 exons. Gene Ontology annotation, biological process: signal transduction. Lineage: Eukaryota; Haptophyta; Isochrysidales; Noelaerhabdaceae. Bases 1 to 3192 code for a protein of 1063 amino acids. The record is from RefSeq and is a predicted model, not a curated record.
AUGUACACCGGGCCGUUGCAGCCAGUUGGGCUGCUCCUCGGGACUGGCAGCGACUUCGGUGGCGGGACACAACCGUGGCCUGCGGACGGCGCGAUCGACGUGCAUACCGGCGACGUCGGACCGACGCGAGCAAACAACCUUCACGGGCACUCCUCGUCCGCGCCUGGCCGCGCCCGGCAGCGCGGUCAAUCCUGGUCCGCCUUCUUUCUCCUGCUGCUCGAAGCGUGCGGCGGCGUGCUGCUGAGCGAGUGGAUGUGGCCGCCGCGCUUCGGUGUGCGGUGCCGGACGGGGUCGAAGCGCGGCGCGUGGCUGCUUCUUCUCGUUGCGCUGCUCCCGCUGGCAUCAACUGCUGCCGGCUGCGAAAUUGCCAAUUUACCAUCUUCGGGGAGCGGCACCUGCUGGUGUCAGUUCCUGAAAGGCACGACGCCAGAUUAUCAGCCUGGCGCUGGAUACAAAGCCGAGGAUCUGCUCCGCUCCCUGAUCGAGGGGGAUGCUGUCAACAUCUCCAUCUACCUGCCGCCCAGCGACGUCGAGAUCAUCGACUCGGAUGUGAGGGGCUGCUCGGCUAAUGAGGGCGGCGUCGUCUACGCGCAGUACAGCGGUGCGGUCUCGAUAACCGGCUCAACCGUGACGGGCUGCUCAGCGGUGCAUGACGGCGGCGUCGUCUCCGCGGAGUUCAGCGGUGCGGUCUCGAUAAUCGGCUCCACUGUGACGGGCUGCUCGGCUGGCGAUCGCGGCGGCGUCGUCUACGCGGAGGACAGCGGGGCGGUGCUCCUCUCGCACCGUGCUCUCGUCAGCACCGAGGCGUGGGGCCGCUUCAGAGCACGUGUUGACAUCAUCGAGUCGCAGGUCGGCUUCCAGCCCAAGUUCAAGGUCCUGGUCGGCUUCUACCAGAUCGCUACGACGCUCGGUCCUGUCUACGGCGUCCGCCUCAACGAGGCCUUUACGCGCUGGACCAAGUUUAUGGACUCGCUCAGCUUCGACGUUAUCGGCCUCACCUACCCGGGCGCCUGCAUGGGCUCGAUGCGAGUCCGGCUCAUGGUCGCCGGCUUGUGGCCUCUCGUUGCCAUUUUGCUUGGAGGCGCCGCCCUUGCCUGCCACGCCCUCGCAGAGUGGCUUAUGUCUGGUCGCGCCGACGACCUCCGUCGCGACGUUGUCCGUGCCACGCUGCGCCGCAUCCUCUACUGGGCCAUCCUCGUCGCCUAUCUCGUGCUCCCCUCAGUCUCUCGCACCAUUUUGAAGGUGGAGCAGUGCGAAUCGUUUGCCUUCAACGACAUUACCGGGGAGAAGCGCAGCUACCUCGUGGCCGACCUCGAUGUGCUCUGCGGCGCUGACGACGAAGAGUACAGCGGCCUCGACGCGUACUUCUGGGCCUUCUUCGUCCUCUGGCCGGUGCUCGUCCCGCUCGCUUUCCUCGCGCUGCUCCUCUGGAUCCGCUCCGAGGUGCGGGCGCAGCGCGUUGGCUCUCUCGCCCGAGCCAGCCGCUUCCUCUGGCGCGACUACGACCCGGGCAUCCUCUUCUGGGAGGUCGUCGAUCUGAGCCGCAGGCUCUUCCUCGCCUCGCUGGUGCUCUUCAUCCAAACAAACACCGGGUCGUCCAAGCUCCUCCGCCUCAUCAUCGCGUCUGUCGUCUCGGGCCUCUACCUUACCGCUCUCGCCCUCGCCCGGCCCUUCAAGCGCACCGAUGACCUCUACCUCGCGUGCACCGCCAAUCUCUUGCUCUUGUGCUGCUUCAUCUCGGGCAUCGUGAUUCAGCUCUGCCCGGAUCCGGGCGCGAGUGCCGCUUACGAGGGCAUGUGCUACACCCUCGUCGGCUUCGACAGCGCGCGCGGAGCGAGUGAGUUUGUGAUCGUGCUCACCGCCGCGAUGCUGGCCGCGUCGCUACUCGUCGUCCUCUUCAAGACAGUCAGCGCCGUCCGCAUGCCCACCAUCCGCCUCGCCUCGACCGGUCGCCCUCCCGCCCUCGAGUUGUGCCCCGAAUGCCACUUCCACGGCUUCAUCUCGCACGCGUGGGGGACCGGCCAGGACCAGACCCACACCGUCGUGCGCCAGCUCCAGCUUCUCCUGCCCGGCGUCCGGAUCUGGCUCGACGUCGAUAACCUCGAGGACGUGGGCAGGCUCGAGGAGUCAGUAGCUGACGCAAUGACCUUUCUCGUCUUCCUCAGCGCCGGCUACUUCAAGAGCUUCAACUGUCGCCGCGAGCUGUACGCGGCGCUUGCCUCGAACCGGCCCUUCAUCCCCAUCUUCGAGGCCGACGCGGCGAAGGGCGGCGCCUCGAUCGAGGCGUUGCAGGCUGAGUGCCGCGAGCACUGCGUCGAGGUCGUCCCGCCCGCCUACCCUUCCUACGGCGGGCCAGGCGAGAUGAUCGCGCGCGUGUUUGAGGAGGCGAAGCCGAUCGUGUGGGUGCGGGUGAACGCCUUUCAGCUCGAGUCGCUCAAGGCCAUCGCUCUGCGCAUGUUGCUGCACUCUCCAUUCUACGCGAGCCGCCUGGCCGAGCUUGCUGCAGGGGUGACGGUGCCCGGUGAGGCAGGGCCCGUCGCCUUCAGCGGUCCCGUCACCAUCCUUGCGUGCCGCGGCAACAAGGGCGCCUUUGGCGUAGCAGACGAGGUCAAGGCGGCGGCGCGGGAGGGGGGCGGCUCUGCUGCAUCCGAGAUGGUUAUGAUCCGCGAUGUGGAUGAAGCGUUCGAGGGAGCCAGCGCGGCCCCUCUCUCCGGACACUACGUCCUCCUGCUCUACCUGAACGAUAAGACCUUUCUCGAUGCGGGCGGCACCGUCGCUCGCCUCGUGCAAGCGGCGAUGGACCGGCGCAUUGCCAUCGUGCUUGUCCACGAGCAGGACCCUAGCUGCGGUGGCCGCCCGUUCCGGCACUUCAUUCAGCAGACGCCGCAGGUCCUGCAGCGGUCGCCGUACAAGCUCUACGACACGGUGGCGGUGCCGCUCUACCCGUCGACAGAGCACCGCCCGGUGAGCCUGCACCUCGUGCUGCGUGGCAUGGGAGCGGCACCGUGCAGCGCGGGGAUACUGCGGCGGCAGUGGCAGCUCCUUCGCCGCCGCAUCGCGGGCGGCGUGCAGGAAGACUCGAGUGCCAGCUCCACCUCCUCGCUGCCGCUGCCAACAGUUGUGGUCGAGUGCGGCCCUCACAUCUUUCCGGGCUAUCUUCUCAACGGAGCGAAGCGGCGCCUCCCAGCAUAG